Messenger RNA from Rattus norvegicus (Norway rat), 15336 nucleotides. Lineage: Eukaryota; Metazoa; Chordata; Mammalia; Rodentia; Muridae. The record is from RefSeq and is a predicted model, not a curated record.
UGGAAGUCAAACGUAAAUACUGCAUAGGUAAUAAGGCUUUUGUGUUGACAAGAACUAUAUUAAGCUAGCCUGGUUCCCUCUAUAUCAGCAAUAUGAAUUAUUCUUGCUAUAUCUCAUUAAGCACUCUUUUAAAAUUUCUAAUAUGUGGUUAAAAAUUAGAAAAUUGUUUCAUGCCUUUUUUGUUGUUUGGUUUGUCUGUCUGUCUGUCUGUCUGUUUAUCUGUGUGAUGUGUUCUCAUGUAACCUAUGCUGGGCUUUGAAUAUUUUAUGUACCAUAGGCUGGUCUUGAACUUCUUCUCAUCUUCCUGUUUCCACUUUCCAAGUGCUGGGAUUUUAGAUGUAUGUUACCAAGUCUGGCUUGAAUUCUUAUAAUCUGAUGGCUAAAGAAACCGAACCACAAAUAUGGACAUUUCUAGGCACUUUAUAGGAUAAGUAAUAUACUUUCAACUUUGUCUGGGAAUGUUAUUUUAUAUUCAAGAAAAUGUACUGAUGCUUUGGCAUUAUGUGUUCCAACAUCUCAUCAAACUCAUCUUUCCUUUAAGAUGUCUUGUUUCAUAUACUUUAGCAAUUUGAUGUAUAGGUAGCUGUGACUACUUAUUCAAGAAUUAUAAAGGGCAAAAUAUUUAUUAUGAUAUUAUAAAAUUUUACACAGUCUUAGGUUUGUUUUCUAUGAUAAUUUUCUCCAAAGAUUUCUCGGGUCUUUGGUGACCACUGCAAUUUUUUGAGUCAACAAUGAUACUAUAGUAAAUUAUGAACUAUAUUCUGAGAAAAUAUGUUGAUUCUCAACAUCAGUAACCCAAAAACAUUAGAGGCAAAAGAUUAACUGUUUUGAAAUUUAUAUGCAACUUUUUAAUCACAAAUGUGGCUAUAAAGCAACUUGAUUUUUUGAAGAAUCUGGCUUACAACUUAAAAAAAAAGGAUUGCCUAAAAAUGAUUAGAUAGCAGGGAAGUUUAAAGUUUACUCCCCAACAAACAAAACAAAAUUUAAGGCACAAACAAAUUAAUUAAGUAAACAAAUAGCAAAUCCAGUAAUUUUUAACAUUCAAAAAUUCAGUAGGAUACCCCAUGAACUCUAUUAUGAAGUCCAGCAGUGAGUAGAUUUCCAGGUUAAUAAAAUGUGUGGUAAAAUUUUGAAAUUCUGCAUGAGUAUAAGAUUUUUUUUUCAAGUAAAAUGCGUCAUCUAAAGUAAGAAUGUUUUUUGACUCUAUAAGUUGUCGUCACAGUACAUGUGGAAAUCUAAAAUCUAGCCUCAGAAGGAACCCUGCUUUUUUAUUUCAGAUUCUCUUAUAUUAGAAUGGCAGGUAAUGAACUAUGUUACAAACCUUUUGAAUUUAAAUAGUUAUUGCUGCUCAGAGAAAUACUUAGUUGACAUCCUGUCUGAUUCAAGUGGAAAGAUUCAGGAGAUGAAGUAGGAAGGAGCCUACUAUCAUAUACUAGAUUUUCUGAGUUGUAAAUGGAAAUAACUGUAGGAUGAAUAAACCUGAAAUAUUCACAGCAGUAGCUACAUAAUAAACUGUUCUAAAUUAUUCUCAUUAGAUAAUGUUAUAUGAUAGCCCAGGUUAUUAUUUUACACUGAAAAAUCUCCUUUAUUUCUCUUACCACCCAGGUAAGGCAUUUUUGCCAUUUUCUUGUAUAACCUCUCAUAAAUAUUCUAAUUCUAUAAUCAGUGCUACCCCUUAGUCUCUGAGGAACAAGUGACCAUAUGAUGUCCAACCCUAGCUGAUAUAUCUACAACUCCUGUACCUAUGGCUCAGGGAGCAAAGCACAAGGGGGCAAAAAAGAUUAAGUGUCAGAUUUAUCUUUUAAAAUUCAUAUUUGGAAUCUACAGAGUAGCUUCUCAUUUUUAAAUUCCCUUCCUACUCAGUCUCAGGUAUUUUACUUCAUGCUCUCAUGUCUUCACUUCAGGUAGAUUUUAUAACCAGUGACUUGCCUUCUUACCUCACCACUACAAAUAUUUCUUCUAGUUCAAUGAGAAUUACCAGUAAAUGCCAAUUAUAUGGGCAAAAUUUUUUUUAAAAAAAUCACAAUCCUAAAGACAAUCCCAUAUAGCUUUUUUUCUCAGUAAGAGAAGAUCCUUCAUUUCACAUCUUGGUUAAUGUUAAAGUCUGCAUGUGGUAAUAUAUAAAUAUUUGCAUGACAAAGCAGCUUGCAUUUUCAGCCAUCAUUUUAAUUUUUGUCCUCAAAAUGACUCUGUGAUAGGUAUGAUUAUGAUAGGAAUGAUUAUUCUACCUACUUAAAAUAGUUUUAAAUUGAAAAAUAGAUAUAAAAUAUGCCCUUCUGUACCUUUUUAUGGCUAAUACCCAUCAAGUUCCAUUGAAUCAUCCAUUUCAUGUUGAUCCAUGUAAUCACAUGUAAUCAGUUGUCUUGUCUCGGUAUUUAAUCUAAAAUUUAACCACUCUUGAAAAAUGGCCCCCUACCCAACUCCAGAAAUUAAUUCAAUAUCAGCAUAUCGCCUUCCUUCCCUCUUCAUCCAAAAUAUUUGGCCAUAAAUGAAGUUUUCAGAAUGCUUCCAAUAAUGAUGAGCAUCGUGUUGAUUGUCAAACAUUUGACUGAGAACAACCAGAAAAGCUUGACAAAAUGAAAAUCUACAGAGGCAUUGGAGAUCUAACAGGCUUUUAAAAAACAUGGGACCAAUACCUUGAAGGAAAGGAAACCUAGACUGUAAAGCAAUGCAAGCCAGAAGACAGUAAUGGCAGAAGUGAUGCAAUGCUGUUUAUAAAACAAAACAAAAAAAAUGGACUGGAAGUACUGAAAGAAAAUAACUUCAAACAUAGAAUUCCAUCAUCUUUAAAAAAUAUCCUACAGACUGAAAGUGAAUAAAAACAUUUUGGACAAAAAAAUGCUGAGAAUUUAUUACAAGCACACCCAAAGUAAAGGUUGUUCUUCAACAGAAGAGAGUGAUCUCAGAUGGGAAUCCCCAGGGACGCAGAAAGGAAUCAAGAGCAGCAAAACUGCCAAUUACAACUGAACCUGAAACAAUGAGUUCUUCACUGAAACGCAAAGCAGAUUCACCAGCCAUUCAACAUCUAUCAAUGCCAGCGACUUCAUCUAUUUUAUCAUGUGACCCUCCUGUGCAAUGUACAUCUGUUCCAAAUCAAGGAGUAUCUGAGAGUUAUUCAUCUUCACAAAGAGUUGACUCUCCAAGUGAUGAAGGAGCAUUUACACUGGAAUGUGACAAAGGAUACAAAUCUGAAACAGAAAUCCAGAAUACAGAUUCAUUUGAAACUUUAGGGGGUUCUUUUUAUUAUAAAACUCUCCAAGACCUAACAAUAAUUGAAAGUGAUACUCCUCUUGUGGACUCUGGUUCUGAAAAGUGUGUGAUUGAUUCAGACUCCGACAGAGGUGUUGUCUCAGAUUUUGAGUUAGAAGAACAAUCUAAAGCCUCUGGAUCCGUAAUGUGGGGACUGGAUUCUGACACAGAAAAGUCUCCAAGGGAUUCACACUCUAGAAAACGCUUCUUUAAAGCAGAAACUUGUCAGCUGGAUUCAAUCUCCAUUGAAGACUUGACCAAGACUGGGGAGCACCUGGUGAGAAUUGAACAGUGCCAGAUGGAAUCUGGAUCUCUGGAACAUUGGAUGCCUUCAGGAUCAGAAAAGUCCCUGGAAGAGUCUAACUCUGAAAGAUUCUCUGACUCUGACAAUGAAAGGAAGAAAGAAGAAAAAUUCCAAAUGGCUUCAGCUUCUAUAAAACGUCUGAUAGAAUCUGAAGAAACAAAGAUGGAGAAUGAAAAUUUGUGGAUGAUCCCUGAUUCUGAGAGUUAUUCAGUGGACUCACACACAGAAAAAGAUAGAACACCAAUAUCUAAAGUACAUCUGAUACAGGGUGAUGAAACAGAAAAACCAAGAACUAAGAGAUAUAUGGUGGACUCUGAUUCUGAACCAAGUGAGACAGACUCAGAUUCAGAAAGAUGUGAACUAGCCUCAGCAGCUGUGAAAUAUUUCAUGGAUACACAAACAUUUCACCACAGCAGUACUAGCAACCAGUUCCCAAAGGAUUCGUGGUCUGAAAGUAGAACGGUAAAUUCAGAUUCUGAAAGCCCUGUCAUGUCCUCUGAUUCUAUGAAAUACAUGAAGAAGGCUGAAACAUGCAAAAGUACCUGCAAUUUGGAAAGACUAAAGGUGGUUCACAAGUCUGAGUCUCUACAGAGCUGGUUAGAUGCUAAAAGAAAACAAUUAGAAUCUGCUCAUGCUGGAUACUGGGAUAGCUCCGGAAAAUAUCAGUUUACGUCUAUAGUACCUCAAGAGAGCUUUGGAAAAUGUCAGGGUGACCUUCAAACAUUUCAGAGUAUCACUGAAAAAAAUGAAGUAGGCUCCAGUUCUGAUAAACAUCAGACACAAUUUGGAAACGAAAGAGAUCAAAAUGAACCUGAAAGUAAAAGAUACCUGAGAAAGGCAGAGAAAGGAUUAGACAAUGAGGGCUUUCAAAUGGAUAAGGAAAGAGAAGGAUAUCUUGUGGAGUCUGACCACCGUGAUUCAGAAAAUGAGACACACCUCCUAGAAGCACAUCGGCUUGGUGCUCGUAGAAAGGAGAAUCGUCCUCCAGGGUUUUGGAGGCCCAUUAUCUUGCCUCCUAAGCUUGCCCAGGAAAAGAAAACUGAAGAGCAAAAGUCUGUACAGCAAAAAGAUGACAGAUUUUCUAGAAUUCAGCUAACAAGAUACAAGAGUGAAGACAAAAAUGUGAGAUUCAAAGAGGCAUCUUCAAGUCUCAGUGACAAGCAACUCUCACAAGAAAAGUUACAGAAGAAGCACAGCUAUAGCUUUUCUCCAGACUCUCACACAUUUACAGGUGAAAGGCAUCCCAGAAAAGCUAGCCGGAAACUAUCUGUCUAUAAGCGCCAUUGCAAGGAGUAUAGAUAUUCCCAUAGCUGCGAGAGUCUGAAGUAUCAAAUCAGUCCUAUUCCUCUAAGUUUUGAGACUUGCACCUCUAAUGUAUCAUCAUUUGCUGGCAAUCCAACUUCUGAAAGUCCUAAGUCUGUCACAAGAAAGAAGACUCGAAGAAGUAUUACAUAUUCUCCGGAUGUGAAAACUCAAAAAUGUACUAGAUGUUUUGUGGAAAUCAGUAACUCUUCUUCUCAUAAAUGCACUGUGAAUUCUGAUGAUUCUGACUCCGACUCUCCAUUACAUGGCCAGAUUUCAUCAUAUUCUAAGUAUUCUCUGCACUCUAAAACCACCAGACACUUCAAGACAGCUCGAAAUCGCCCUUUAUCCCGAUCCCUGGAUCCUCAGCAUCCUGUGGUCACCCGCUGCUCUCUACAUGGAGAAGAUUCUAAAUAUUCUAUAGAUUCCACCUCUUAUUUACAUUGUGAAAGUUGUUCAGCUCUCCAAAACCUUAAGGGGUCUUCUGUUACACAUACCAUUUCUAAGAACACUAAAAAAAUCAUGGGCCAACAUAGCACCCAUGGCCACAUGUCAGCACCUAUAAGAUUUCCUCAAAGUGAAAGCAAAUUCAACCUUAGUACCCAACCUCAAAAUAAGGAUACUCCUGAUGACAGUGACAUUCGAUUUAUCAGUGCUAGAAAUAUCAAAGGUGAGGCUAAUGUUGAAGAUAAACUUCCUUACAAAGAUGAGACAGACCAUGACGAUGAGACCAAUACUGAAGAUGAAAGAGAUGAUGAAACAGACACUGAAGAUGAAGAUGAUACCAAAGAUAAGAAAGAUCCUAAAGAUAAAUCUGACCCUGAUGGCAAUGAUCCCAAAGAUGGCAACUCUGAGAAUAAUACGGAUGGCAACAAUGGGUCUCAUUCUAGUGGUUCUUCUGGACAUAUGGGUGAACCUGAUUCCAGCAAUGAUGGUGACUCUAAAUAUGUAACUGAUCACAAGAGUGAAUCUGACCCUACCAUUGAUAAUGCCAACAACAGUGACAUUAACUUGAAAUACAGCACUGAUGAUCUAUAUACCAACAAUUUAGGCAAUGCUUCAGAUCUGGCAGAAUGUUUCGAUCACCACAAUAAUGCUGAUUUCAAGAGUAGCACAAAUCCAGCCUCUGGAAACAAAACUAGAACCGUACUGGACUUUACUUCUGGUUCCAUCAAUGAGGACACAGGCCCUAGAAAUACUACCAUACAAGAAAAUAUUGUUUAUUCUGAGAAUAUUAGAUUGCUUUCCAACAGUCAUCAAAAUAAUGCCAUUAAAACUGAGAGUGACCCAAGCAGUAACCCCAGCCCCCAAAACAGCUAUGGGCUCCCUAAAGCCCUUGAGUUUAACACUAAUAUCACACCCAGUAAUGCUACUAACAGUAUUGCUAACCCUAACUAUGGCACAAAACUUACUAGCACUGCUAUUUACAGACAUAGAUCUGCCCUAAACUAUUAUUCAGAUGUUAAUGAUGUCACAGGGUUUACAUACAAAAUAAGGUCAAGUUUUGUAGUCAACUCAAAGUAUUUUGACAGAAAGAAAUAUGCUGUGAGACCUAGUUUUGCACUUAGCACUAUCACUGCCAUUGAUAAUAGUAACAUUACCACCCGUACUACUGCCAUUAGCUCUCAGUUUACUGCUGAAAAGAUCUAUGCUCUAGACACUGAAUAUUUCCCUAGAUUGAGUCAUUUCAAGAGUUUCAACAUUAUCAUCAACCCAAAUUAUAAUGAUGAAAAUAUUCAGAAUGUUAAUAAUUCUAUUGUCAUCAUUAAUAACAAUCUACCUGCCACUGAAUUAGAAACAAAUUCCAUAUUAUCUGUUCUUAAAACCAUUUAUAAAAAUAUCUCACAUUUUAUUGCUGGCACAAACUAUCCUGAUAUUUUUAUUACCUCGGAAUUUUAUGAGCCCGUUGAGCUUGGUAGAGCUUAUAAAGUUUUUGAUAACCAAAAUAUUGGUGCUCCAUUCCAAGUCUCUCCUGGAUACAUGGACUCUCAUAAUUCUAAGUAUCCCACUGGGUCCAUGGAUGCCCUUGAUGCCAAAGAAUCUGGCUUUUUAAAAGAUUUUUCUAGGAUCCAGAAUACAAUUGGCAUCAAGUAUCCUCCUUCCACUUUCAAGGUUCUUUCCAAUCAAAAUAUUCCACCCCCUAGUUUUGAUGUUAUAGUAGAAGCUGAACUGCCAAAUAUUGUGAAGUUUGCUAUAUCAUCAGGUGCUGUGAACCAGUUAUUUAAGUUGUCUGAUAACUAUGAUGGUGGUUUAAGAGCUGAGGGGGCAUCUUUGGCAGCACCUACAUGGGGACCUGAAGGAGGAAGAUAUGUUGGAUUUGAAAGAAGCUAUGCUGUAAAUCCUGCUAAAGAUCUUGCUGUGAGGCCUGAACAAGGACGCACAAUGAUUCCCGCAAGGGGCCGUUCUGUGAGCCCUGCAAGAGGGUAUUCUGAGAGAUGUGGUAGAAAACGGGCUGUCAGUCUUUCAAGAGGAUACACUGAGAGACAAGCAAGGCCAAGAAGCCUGAGUCCUUUCAGUAUGCAUGCUGUCAGUUCUACACAGGAAAUCGCUCUGCAAGCAGCACGAAGACCUCCAAUGAGACAUGAAGAGGAAUUUCUUCUGGGAGCUGCAGUGGGACUUACUGUAAAACCAGCAGAAGGAUAUGAUGAAGAAACUUCUAAAUCUGCCACACCAUCUCCCGAGAAUAUUUCUGAUGAUGAUGAAGAAGAAGAAGAAGAAGAAGAAGAAGAAGAAGAAGAAGAAGAAGAAGAAGAAGAAGAAGAAGAAGAAGAAGAAGAGGAAAAUGAAAAUGGAUCCUCAAUCAUAAGGAGUAUUAUAAAUUGUUUCAUGAAGGCAAAAGCCCAAAACUGGAUUGACUGUCUGUGUGUCAACACUCCGGUAGACCUGUUUUCUUUCAGCCGGAACUGGGCACAGAGAACUCUGCUCUCAGGGUCCUGGUUUAAAAGGCUCUUGCCCACAUUUUUCUCUGAGGAAGACCGUCAUUCUUGGUCUAAAAAUCAAUUUUGUGCAAUUGCCUGUACUGAACUGGGCCAUGGAAAAUGCGAGGGAUGGCUUUGGCAUAAAAGAGCAUCUAGAGGAAUCUCCCUCUUUAGUUGGAAAAAAUACUGGUUUAUUUUGAAACAUUCAACCCUCUACUGGUUCUCACAUCUGAAUGACACCAAGGCUGAUGGUUUCAUAUACCUACCAGAAUUCCGAAUUGACUUAGCUCCACAUUGCAGAAGAAACCAUGCGUUCCAAGCCACCCAUGCAAGAAUCAAGGAUUUCUACUUUGCUGGUUCAUGCUUGGAUGAGAUGAAUUAUUGGGUUUGUCAGACAAUACAGUUAGCAUUUGGUUCCUCCUUCGGAGAUAUAGCUGCUAAUGCAGAAUACAGACUUGCAAGUGCUUCAACUUACGCAAAAUGUCUUGUGGACUUGAAGAGAAACUUCCCUGUGAUUUGGUGUAACUACUGCCAAGAAGCAACUACCAUUGUUUCUGUGAAUCCAAACUUCGAAUACAGACGCACUCAAAAUAUUUCUGAUGAGUUCAUUUAUUUCCGUCCUAUUAAUGCGGAAAAUCAGGAAAGGGCCAGAAAACAAAAACAACAGAAUCCAUCUUUGGCCUCCCAGCAGCCCACCCCUGAAGGUAUCCAUCAGAGGGACUUGGGGCUUAUGAAUCAGGUGGUGACAGUUACCACCCCCCCACCAGCUAAGGAGUUAGAAAGCGCUGCCCUUGUAAAACCAAAAACUUCAGGGCUUCUUCGCUUAGAGAAAAUACCAGUUAAGUCUACAUGGGUCCUAGAAUUUCAACGCUUAGACGUUACAGGAAUUGCCAGUCCAGAGGAAAGGGGGAAAGGCACCGCAAUACUUGUUGCGGGUGUUCCUGGAAAGGAAGAGCUAGAUGAUACAGAAAUUCCAACUUUGCACUUCACUGGGUUUGUACACCUGGAAGUGUUAAUAAAUAAAUGUUCACCAUCCUCAGAAUACAGUCGCCCAGGAACCCCAGGAAAUCUGUGGAUGGAAUCUCCAGAAAAUGCAGAGUCCCCAGGAAGUGAUGAUAUGGAAGUAGCGAGAAGCAUGUAUCCUUUUAGAGAAAGAUCCAUCUUUCGGCGUUCCUGGGCAGAGCUCUUAGAGGCACCACUAAACAGUGAGGGGCUCCAUAUUCUCCAAACUGUUCACAAUGAAGAAAACACAGAUAUGGGUUGGAACAAACUAACACCACAGGAAGAGAGUCAAGGAAUUCCCUAUCCCAAGGAUCAGCAUUUCCAGGCUUUGCAAGGCCCUUUCCCCUUGUUGCCCGAGCGCCCUAAGCUCCAGAGGCAGCGUAGUAGAAGCUUACCAAGAUACAGUGAAGUCAGAGGCCAGUAUUUAAAUACACCUGAAUUCAAAGCAAACGCAGAAGAAACUCUCUUCUUCACUGGUGAUCGUAGUUUACUAACAGAAGAAAAUAUCAAGAAAAGAUACAACAUGGAGGGAGACUGGCAAAGAGCAAUUCCAUCACAUUCUGGAGAACAACUUCCCAUUAUGCCAAGAUUUGACAAUUCUGCAAUUCAAGGAAACUUUGGAAUUCCCGAGGAUAAUUCUGCACGUCCCAGAGGCGAUAUUAGAAUUCCCCAGAGUAAUGUCAAUACUAUCCCCAUGGUUAAUGUCGGCGUUCCCGUAGAUAAUCCUCCAGUUCUUGGAGGAAAUACUGAAGUUCCCAGGGGCAGUGGUUUCAGAGUUUAUGUGGGCAGCAGUGGUAGAGCUUCCAGACCUAUGGUAUCUUCUCCACUUACUGAGCUCUCAAAGAUAGGUGAACACCAGUUAUAAAACUGACAUUACAAAGCUAUCAUGAUAGUUGAAACAAACAGAGACACUUAACAUCAAAACAGACAUGUACAAACUUGACAGCUCAAAAUGCUAAAUGGGACAUCUAAAUUCUGAAUACACAAAGAACUUAAUUACCAAACCGAGAUAAUUGUUUAUUAGAUUGGAUAUACUAGAUUGUACCUAUCUGGUUUAUUCUGUAUGCAGUCCUCAAUUCAUACAGAGUAAUCUGUUGGUAGAAAUGUGUUGUAGAUGUGUACUUCUUCAUUGAGCAAAAUACUAAGUAAUUUUAAAAUGACAAUGUGUCCUGGUAAUUUCAGAUCUUCUUGGAUACUUUGAUAGGCAAAUAAAAAUCAUUUCAGACAUAGUGACAUUUAUUUUAAUGGGUCUAGCUUAAUGUCCAAGAUGUUUAUUGACUGAAAGCUAAGAAUCCAGGAAAUUUGCCAAAAGAUUCUUGAAUACAAUUCUUUUGUGAACUAUUUUUAAAAGACAUCUGGAAAAAUGUUCACUAACAAAAGUAUUUAAAUACCUAUUUGUUUUCUGACAUAAAUACAGAAAAAUUGUAAAUAUUUAUAGUAAGCCUUAAAAGUACAAGGAGACAACUAACUGUAGAACUGUAAAUAGCGUAUGUUGUUGUGAGGUUAAUCUGAGACAACAGUAACAGCACCACAUGAUGCCUAAAAUACUGCAUGCUAAAACAGGGGUUUUAGUUUGGAAGUCAUUUUUUUAACCUUUCCCAACCACUCUUGUCGACUUGCAUAAGAGGAUUCAGGAUAGAAGAUAGGGAUUCUUGAACUACUUUAUGAGAUGAAUGAGUAGGAUGUUCUUCCUAGAGAAAUGAAGAAGGCAUUGGCCCAGAUGAGCAGCCCAGGAUUAAAAUUAUCCAACCUGGUUUAUCUAUACAACAUGGCUUUGUGGAACAUUUAUUUCACCAAUUUUGUAAGAUAGAUAAAAUAUUACCAGAAGGUAAUGAGAUUAACUGAUAAAUUGCUUGGGAAGGUAAUCUCAUUACAAACAAAACCCUGCUAUUAUAUUUCUAUUCAUACCUAAAAUAAAUCCUGUGCUGUGUUUUAGGGCACUUGGGCCACUAUUCAAUUUGUAUAUUUAAAAUUUCAACUUUCCUGAAUAACGGUUGCUGUUGUUUUUACAAUACCAAGGGCAAUUUAAAGAAUAGGUUACCACCUAACCCCUUAUUAUGUGCCUUAACACAUAGUGCAAGGGGUGAUAAUCUUGGGUCUGAAGGCAAACUUGCCUUUUUAGAAGAUUUAUUUGGCCUCUGAAGAAGGAGGUAAAGAGGCUGGCUAGCCUCCCUCCCUCCACUCCCCAUGGUUCAGCAUGUGCUUUAUGAACCAGGGUUUUGGCCUCAGAAAAUAAGGAAAGGUAGUGAGAGGUUUUCUCCUACUUCUUACCAACCCAGAAGAUGGGAUACCAUUUCAGUCUUGAGUCACCUGAGUUUUUCACAGGGUGGCAAAACCACAGAAAUCACAGAAGGAUACAGGCUACUUUACUUAAGUUACUGCCAAUAUUGACUGAGAAUAAAAUAAAAAACUAAACUGACAGAUCACCUUGCUUAACAGAUAGUCUACUCUAUAUGCUAUCUUGUAAUACUGACUUUAGGAAACAGCGCUAUUGCAUUCUAAAUGUCAGAGGAAACCAUCUUGUGGGUGAAAAACACCCAAUAAGUCAGUAAAACUGAGAAAUAACUUACGAGGAACUAAUGUUUAUCAUAAACAAGUAGAAAGAAAGACAGUAAACAAAAUUUGGUUCAAUUAUAUAUAACACAAAUAUAUAAUUGAAGACAGUCAUGAAAACACCAACUUCAUUAUAAACUAAACCCUGCUAUGUGAGUGUUAUUCCUCAUGAUCUAUAUAAUUUUGGAUGUUGUGAUUAGUGGCUUAAAAUUUAAAUAAUAAUAUGUGUACAGUGGCCAGCUGCUUCUCUCUCAAUUUUUAAGAAAUUAAAUGAAACUGUCAAGUAAAGAAUCAAACGUGAAGAUGGUCUAAGAAGAUGAUUCUCAAUCCUGUAACUAUUCUUUAGAGUGGUUUUAUUCUUCUGAUUACUGUUAGUACCUAUCGAACUGAGCAGUGCAAAUGUUCAGUAGCAUAUCAUUAUUUUCCAAGAUUUUUCUCUAUCUUCUUAGGGUUCUCCAUAUCAAAUUAAUUCUCUAAGUCACUCAAAAAUAUCAGAAUUAUACAAAAAAGUAAAAUCCAUAGUUUUUUUCAAUAAAAAUACUUCAUAACAAAAAUUAAUAUAACUUUCAGGAAAUGUUCAUUAAUUACAUAAGAUAUCUCCAUCUAAUCAUUAUGUUUUAAGUAUGUUUUAGAAGUAAAAAUCCAAAAUACAGCAAAGUGCUUUUAACAAAGUACAUGUGCCUUUUUCAGUAAAUAUUUCAAGAGCAGAGAGCCUCACUAAUGUGGAAGACAAAUUUUUGUGGAAAAUGAAAGGAAAUCUCAGAAAACAAAAUUAGAAUAAAAGUAUAGCUUUAAAUUAAAUAAAGUUCUAAGUUAUUAUUUAAAAGGAUUUUUUUAUUUCCUGCUGUUUUGAAACUUUUUUCAUUAAUUGAUAAAAUGAACAAAUAGCCCUAAAGUUUAUACUGUUCUGAGAUACACUAAUCCUCUAGAAGUGUUCUUCAACCCAGUACAUCCUUUACCUUACUUAACCCCAACCCAGCCCUUUUCCAUACCCUCCAUACCACAUCACGACUUUAGCUCUGUCCCCACCCCUACACUGUUCUCAGAAUCAUCUCUACUUUCUCCCUUUCCCCAUCUGACUCCACAGUGAUAUUCUCUGCAUGUUCUCUGCACCCUUUUUAUCAUCAUUUCUCUCAGCCUAUUCCCAAGAUUCCUUCCAAUUCCUGCCAUACCAUUAUCCCCCUCCACUCUCUCAAACCCCCCACCUAAACCAUUAAACUCCAAUCCAGCAGUAAUCCAGUAAUCUUGAAUUCUCCCCACAUUUUGACCUUCAGGAAUCAAUGAUGGAAUAAAGAUUAAGGUAAAGGUAAAGACCAUGGAGUAAAAAUAUUUAUUUAAUACCUUUUUUGAUUUAUAAAGAUAAAAAUCUAUAGUAUUAAGACAUCCUGGUAGGAAUGAUGAUGCCAAAAUGUAGGGGACAGAAUACCAUGUACUCCCCCAACCAAAAGUCCUUGAUAUUUAAAAUGAGAUGGCUUAUGCCCGAUUUUCAAAAAUGAUGAAAGCAUAUACAGAAUGACUUUGAAAGUCUCCAAUUUUUCCUUUUAUUAUAUAUUAUAAAAACAUUCUAUUUUAGGCUCUUUGAGAAAAAUAAAUGGACAUACAAUACCAACUUCAUCUAAAUUGUAAAAUAUGUUGAUGGAAAACAGUAAAAGAUGCACUUUGUGAAUUUACCUAGAGCAUAUUUUUGCUAUUAAAAUAAUAUUUUAAGAGUUUAUUUUUAAAAUGACUCACCUUUAGUAGAUUUCCAUUAUCUUAAACAUCUAAUAUUCACCUACAAACCAACUUCUUUAUUCUUAUACAUAUAUUAGAGUAAGAUAAAAGAUCAUCUUCAAAUAAAAUUCUCUAUAAAAUGCAGUGACAUUUAACUUACAGUUAAUUCUAAAUUAUGAUAAAAAUAGCAAGUUAUUACCCGGAUGCUCAAUGUUUUUGAAGAUCAUCAUGAUGAUAUUAACUAUUUUUCAUAAUUUCUCCAUAAAUAUACCUAGUCAUUCAAAGAUGAACACACAUAUAUUUGAGGAUUCUAAAGUUAUAAAAUAAUAGGUUCUAAAGUUUCUUUCUUAAAACCUAACAUUUUAGUACAACAUAAUACCAAUAUAUCUGCAGUGCAGAGUAGGAUUUGAAGACAAGAAAACUUUCAUUAAGUAGUAUCAAUUUGGAAACACCUGACUAUUAUCAAAAUUUAGUAAAAAAAUCAAACCACCUCUACACAUUAUACCUCCCCAGUCUUCACACUCAUCAGACACGCCGACCAAGUGUUUCAGUUUAUUCUUAAUACAUUCAUUCUGUUUCAAGUUAGUAGCUCUUUAUUUCUCAUUUUCUACACCUAUCACCAGUGACUAGAGAACAAAUCUGUCUAAAAGCAGCAAAAGCUAUAUGAUGCUUAUAACUUUAAUAUUUAUUAUGAGUGUAAAUUUCCACCUUUUGAAAGUGAAGGAAACAACUGGAUUUUAUUUUCAAAGAAAAUCAGGACAGUGAAGUGCACUAGUAUGGUGAGACAUUGUCCAUUUUACACUACUGCUGUAUUUAAGUUCGUGAACUGUGUACUGCCUUUAUUUGCUGGCCAUUUGACUUCUCUCUUGUUUACUAAAUAUUUAUUGUGAUAUGUUUGAACAAAAUACCAUUCAAGGUGAUAUCGUUAUAUAUAUGUAAUGUGUGUGAAUUGGCCUGUAUUGUAUCUUUAAACAAACUGUGGUGUAGAUUGAUGUGAUCUUUUCAUUUAUUCAGGGGUUGAAUUAUUGCAGCACUAGAGUGUAGAACGCCUGGUGCUCAUUCUAUACGAUUAUGCUAAUCUUGUAAAAUUCACAACAGGUAUUUUAAUAUCUUACUAAUUUAAAAUUCAAAUAAAGAAUAUUACAGAGGGGUGGUAUCCAUUUAAAAAGUAAAUUGCUAAAUCUAUCUUAUUUCUGUAGCAUAACUCACCAUAUAUUUAUUGGGACAAUGUUAAAAACUAAAAACAAUAUUAAUUCUAUACCCUUUGAAGUAGCUGUUACUUCUAUUACAUAGCCUUUUGUCCAAAUAUAGUGACAUUAUGUGGGCACUUUUGUUUUCCAGUAUUGCUCUGCUUGUAUUUGAAACACAGAAUAUCUGGAAAGAAAUCUAUACAGCAGCAGCAACAGCAGCAGCAGCACUUUUAUUUAAUCACUGACAAUUUUUGCUGCCAUAAUUUUUUUCCUUAACUAACCCUGAAAGGAUGAUUUUAUAUUUUAUUUCAACUCCAAUAUUAUUUAAUCUGUACCUGUCAUAUAUACCUAACCUUCGCUCUGAUAGUUUGGUAAACAUGGAUAUGGAGAUUUCAGGCAUUGAUUUUAAUGUCUGAAUCAGUUGAGAAUAAAAACAAGACAGCUAAUCUUCAACUUUACACAUUGAAAUCUUUGGUUCGUAUAAGUAUUUUGCCUGUUUCAUUUAUGUUCAAAAUCUCAUUAAAAUCCAGUUUAUCUUGAUGCAACUAUAGACUCUUCUGUAAUAUUCGUUGCACAAAUCUUAUUAACUAGAACCCCAGAAGUGUUUGAUGCUACAGAAAUAAAAAUAUCAACUCACUCCCCCUCUUACAUCUUAAAACUAAAGUUCAACUCUUGGAUAAUGGUGUUUUUGCCUAAGUAUUUUCAAUUUUCUAUUUGUAUCUUGUUGAGACUUGUACUCUAAAUUAUGUAAUCUAUAAGUGUCAGCUGUUUCUCUUUCUUCUCAAGUAAAUUGUGAUACUAAUUGUGAUUGAUGUCACUUUCUUAUACUAUAUUUCUGCCAACUGCCUUGUUAAUAUUUUGUGUCUGGUAAACUUUAUUGAUGGUUACUGCCAUUGUGCUGUCCUCAUGAUUUCCAAUCCAGAACAAUGAUGUGUAAGGUGCAUUGCAAAAGUGUUGCAAUUUGCUCUUUUUUCUAGUGAAUCUGCUAGAAAAGUAUUUGACAUAAUUGUGAAAGUAAUAUAUUUCUUCCUGAAUUGAAAUUGUCUUUUGCUUUAAAUACUUCAUAUGUAAAUUGAUAUUUCAAUAAAUGGUGUCAUCUGCAUUCAAA